AUGCUCCCCCUGCCGUGCUCCCCUGCUGUGCUCCCCCUGCUGCUGUGCUCCCCCUGCUGCUGUGCUCCCCCUGCUGUGCUCCCCCUGCUGCUGUGCUCCCCCUGCUGCUGUGCUCCCCCUGCUGUGCUCCCCCUGCUGCUGUGCUCCCCCUGCUGUGCUCCCCCUGCUGCUGUGCUCCCCUGCUGUGCUCCCCCUGCUGCUGUGCUCCCCCUGCUGUGCUCCCCCUGCUGCUGUGCUCCCCCUGCUGCUGUGCUCCCCCUGCUGCUGUGCUCCCCCUGCUGUGCUCCCCCUGCUGCUGUGCUCCCCUGCUGUGCUCCCCCUGCUGCUGUGCUCCCCCUGCUGCUGUGCUCCCCUGCUGUGCUCCCCCUGCUGCUGUGCUCCCCCUGCUGUGCUCCCCCUACUGCUGUGCCCCCCUGCUGCUGUGCUCCCCCUGCUGUGCUCCCCCUGCUGUGCUCCCCCUGCUGCUGUGCUGCCCCUGCUGCUGUGCUCCCCCUGCUGUGCUGCCCCUGCUGCUGUGCUCCCCCUGCUGCUGUGCUCCCCCUGCUGUGCUCCCCCUGCUGUGCUCCCCCUGCUGCUGUGCUCCCCCUGCUGCUGUGCUCCCCCUGCUGUGCUCCCCCUGCUGCUGUGCUCCCCCUGCUGUGCUCCCCCUGCUGCUGUGCUCCCCCUGCUGCUGUGCUCCCCCUGCUGCUGUGCUCCCCCUGCUGUGCUCCCCCUGCUGCUGUGCUCCCCCUGCUGCUGUGCUCCCCCUGCUGUGCUCCCCCUGCUGUGCUCCCCCUGCUGCUGUGCUCCCCCUGCUGCUGUGCUCCCCCUGCUGUGCUGCCCCUGCUGCUGUGCUCCCCCUGCUGCUGUGCUCCCCCUGCUGUGCUCCCCCUGCUGUGCUCCCCCUGCUGUGCUCCCCCUGCUGCUAUGCUCCCCCUGCUGUGCUCCCCCUGCUGUGCUCCCCCUGCUGUGCUGCCCCUGCUGCUGUGCUCCCCCUGCCGCUAUGCUCCCCCUGCGGCUGUGCUCCCCCUGCGGCUGUGCUCCCCCUGCUGUGCUCCCCCUGCUGCUGUGCUCCCCCUGCUGUGCUCCCCCUGCUGCUGUGCUCCCCCUGCUGCUGUGCUCCCCCUGCUGUGCUCCCCCUGCUGCUGUGCUCCCCCUGCUGUGCUCCCCCUGCUGCUGUGCUCCCCCUGCUGUGCUCCCCCUGCUGCUGUGCUCCCCCCCUGCUGUGCUCCCCCUGCUGUGCUCCCCUGCUGUGCUCCCCCUGCUGUGCUCCCCCUGCUGUGCUCCCCUGCUGUGCUCCCCCUGCUGUGCUCCCCCUGCUGUGCUCCCCCUGCUGUGCUCCCCCUGCUGCUGUGCUCCCCCUGCUGUGCUCCCCCUGCUGCUGUGCUCCCCCUGCUGUGGUCCCCCUGCUGUGCUCCCCCUGCUGUGCUCCCCCUGCUGCUGUGCUCCCCCUGCUGUGCUCCCCCUGCCGGCUGUGUCCCGUGUGUGGGCUGCAGGGGGAGCACAGGCUGGCGCGUCCCCCUCCCCCACUCCCAGCAUUCCCAGUUUGCUCCCAGAUCGCACAGGGAGAUGGAGCCAGUGCAUGAACGUUCCGUGAACAUCCGGAGCCACUCUGAUAGAAGUCCUUGA
Molecule: messenger RNA, 1608 nt
Organism: Dipodomys spectabilis (banner-tailed kangaroo rat)
Lineage: Eukaryota; Metazoa; Chordata; Mammalia; Rodentia; Heteromyidae
Product: keratin-associated protein 10-7-like
Exons: 1
Coding region: 1-1608 (535 amino acids)
Source: RefSeq, a predicted model, not a curated record